GACGGUGGACGGAGCGCGCGCCGGAGAGCCUGUAUGCGCGAGCACAGGUGCUGCAGCUGCACGAGUACACACAACAUCUGGCGGGAGCGCAGUUGCGCGACCUGACGCGACGGAAAAGGACUCGACGUGAACGGUGCAUCAUGGGAAAGCACAACAGCAAGUUGGCCCCCGAGGUCCUGGACGACCUGAUCAAGAGCACCGAGUUCAACGAGGCCGAGCUGAAGCAGUGGUACAAGGGCUUCCUGAAGGACUGUCCCACGGGCAUCCUGAACCUCGAGGAGUUCCAGCAGCUCUACGUUAAGUUCUUCCCAUACGGCGACGCCUCCAAGUUCGCUCAGCACGCUUUCCGCACCUUCGACAAGAACGGCGACGGCACCAUCGACUUCCGGGAGUUCAUCUGCGCGCUGUCCGUCACCUCGCGCGGCAGCUUCGAGCAGAAGCUCAACUGGGCCUUCAACAUGUACGACCUGGACGGAGAUGGCAAGAUAACACGCAUGGAGAUGCUGGAGAUCAUCGAGGCCAUCUACAAGAUGGUGGGCACGGUGAUCAUGAUGCGCAUGAACGAGGACGGUCUGACCCCGCAGCAGCGGGUGGACAAGAUCUUCAGCAAGAUGGACAAGGACCACAACGACGAGAUCUCGCUGGAGGAGUUCAAGGAGGCCGCCAAAAACGACCCCUCCAUUGUGCUCCUGCUGCAGUGCGACAUGCAGAAGUAAGGGGGGGUGGGGGCGGGGGUAGGGGGGGUCGGGACGGAGAGACAGAGAAGAAUGAGGAGAUAAUGGAACAGAGAGAGGACAAUUGAACGGAAUUGAAAACUGAGAGCGAAAGGCAGAGGGGGAAGGAGGUAAAGACCUUUCCAGAAUAAUCUCUUUUCCCCUGGCUGGCAUGCUGUGGGUGGGGCUUCUGAGCAGACAGGUUGCGGUUGUUCUCACCCGGCCUCCUGGCCCGGAGUGACCGCAACACACGGUCUUCUCAAAAUCCCUUAAUGAUUCGAGAUGAGUAGAGCCAAACUGGACAGUCCUGGGUAGCUGGCCUGUGUAUUUGCUUGAGAGGUGUCCACCGCACCGCGGUCAGACGCACGGCCCCCUGUGACGGUCUGUCGUGGCCGCGGAGGCUCACGGCCGGUUACGUCAACCGGCAUUUCCCAGAGCUCAGGGGUCACGGGUUCGACUGGUUAUAGAAACAGCUCAUUCUGUGGCCAGUCAAAUGAUUGCCCCCCCACGGACCCGCUGGGCGAACGGCUUUGAACCCCUGACACGUCUCCCCUCGCUGUUCUGACUCUCAGCAGGAAUCACGGUGGCGUGGAGCGCUCCCCCACAAAGGAAGGAACACAAAUAAUUAGAAAAAUGAACGUGUAGCCGUACACUCUUUGUGUGCUCUGGAAGGUUCCCAGAGAACGCGUGGGUGCAGAAACACGCAGUUUAUCGCUGUGCAAUAACACAAUAACACAACUCUUGUAGCAGAGGCUGGAAGGUAGGAGAGCAAAAUGAGCAUAAAAUGAACUCGACACUGAGCACAGGGAUGGUGCAGCUGCUGCCAAAUAUAUACAUUUAUAAAUAUACGUGUGUAAAUACACACACACGCUCGUCUGGGGGACAGCAGGUGGCGUAGCAGUUAUGGCCAAUGCCUUGUCAUCUGAAGGUUAGAAUGCCACCUCCUGCUGUAGUACCCUUGAUCAAGGUGCUUACCCUGCACUGAAACAGUAAAAACGACAUGUCCUGCUGUAUAAAAACGUAAAUUGUCUAACAACUGGACAACAAUGUCAGAUUAAUAAUCAUAACUGUACCUAUAAAAUUAAAGGUCUUUUACUCAGAGGUGUCGUGCUGUCAUAGUACGAGAAAGGAGGGGACGCUAUUACCUGUUUUUCUUAUAUAUUCAAAAUUUUAAGACAAUGUAUUAUAAUAACCACAUAUAUGAAUAUAAAAGUGUAAAUGUAUUAAUAUGUUUAUGUGAAUGUUACGCUCAAUUCAAGUACAUUUCAUAGAGCAGUGAGAGUGUGUGUGCGUGUGUGUGCUGGAGAAAAACAGUCUCACCGAACAGUUUGGUGCCCUAAGCGUGUGCACACACCGCAGGAUGGAGGACACACAGGCCACUGCUGUGGGCGGAGCAUCAGCCUUGCGACCCUAGCGGAGGCUUGUCGUCUGGCAGUACAGAUCGGUUUUACACCAGUAAAAUUAGUACGGUACCAGUGGUGCCCCACAAGGAGAGGAUGUUUUUAAGAUUCACCACAGGAGGGGGGUGUCAGUGCUAUUUUCUACAAAUAAACACACACACACACACACACACACACACACACACGAAACUGUGACGAGGGCAGAUACAGAACAAUACAGACCCCCCAGGUGCCACCUUUCAGUCGCUAUGCUGCAAUGUUGAUGGGGCUGCAGGGCUGUACUGCCCCCUAGGGGUACAAGUGGUCAACUGCCGCAUGCGUCAAGAUGCUCCGUAUGGAUUUUUCAUUUACUUCCCUGCGGUGUGUCAAAGGCAGUUUUUGGAACCAAUCAGAUAAUGUCACCUUUUUUUCUAUUUUUUUUUUUUUUUUCUCUUCACCGUCACAUUCCGGACAUUUCCAUGCUCAAUCACAACCGAAUGGUGAUGAUGGCAUGUUCAGGUGAUCUCAGGGUUAAUGUUGGUGUGUAUUUCAACAGAAAUGUGAAUUAUCCUGAUUCACUAGGAUGCGCCGAGCCCCCCCCCGCCCUUCCCCUCCGGCAAUACCCCACUAUCGCCAGUGUCACAGUGUAAAUUUGUGGAAAGUCCUCCAUGAAAUUGCCCAUGGAGUUCUAGAAAGUGCGAGGCACGUGGCUGGUGGAAGGCGAGCACCUGUGGGUCUCCGUCAGUGUGGCGUCAGCCGAGGAGGGCUUGCGGGACUUGUGGUUGCGUUACUCCCAACCCACCCCCUGGAGCUGGGGGGGUCACAGCCAUUUCUAUACAUGUCCCCGCUCAUCCCAUGCAGCUGGACACACAAACCCGUGAGCAGCAGUAUUGUUCCAUGUGCAGUAAUUCUGUGACACUGACACCACUGAGAUGUAAUUUAAUGAGAAAAAUGUUUCAGGCAUUUUUGAAAAUAGUUACAAAUAGCUCAUAUAUGACAUUCUCAUGACAUUAAUUUUUGUUCAAUACCGGUGUCUCAAAGGGGACCAGCAAAGCAGUCAGGAUAUUUAAAUAGUUCUGUCACCUUAAAGUGAAACUGUUACUCAAUAGUGAAAGUAAAAUAGCAUAUUUUUUCUUAACUGACUGGUAUUGUUGUGAUAGCUUUGUUGAAAUAUAGUAUACUUUGUAAAGUCAUUUUUAGCAGCAGCAAGAAACUCUUCUGUGGAUGCAGCCGAUGGGUUUAUCACAUCUUCAGUGUGGGGAUGAGUGAACUCCGUAUGUUGGUUUUUCCCCUCAUUUAUUCAUGGAGACAUGAAAUGAAACUGUCAUUACAAAGAAUGUUCCAGAUGGGGGGAAAAAACACACCUUAUUUGCCAUUCCUUGUAGAAAACUCAACCGACUGCGCCGACAUCUUCGGAAAGCGAAUAUAGUGGCUCCUCGUGUUACAAACAUUCCAGUUACGAUUUUUUGAAGGUACAGUGAUUUUUUUUUUCUUUCAAGUUUACUGCUUUAUUUUUAGUUUUGCUUUAUUCACUUAUUUAUUUUCUCAAGGCUCUGUCCGUAGCAGAGCAAACACAACCUGUAGAGCUGACGGAUGGUAGUGAAGAGCUCCCAAACCGGUCGGAGCACAGAAGUUCAGCUCACUUCCUCAGUGUCUUACACAUCAAAUAAACAGACGGGCAUCGAUACUGCUGUGUUUGUGACAUGAGGAGCCAGCGUACUGAAAGUUCAUUAUCCCAGAGCUUCACUUGUGUGGCUCUGGGAACAAUAAGGCAAUACACCUACCUUCUCGAGGUUCAACCUCACAGCUGUCAUGGAAUUUCAGCUUGGAUUCGGUUGCACAGGGAGCCAUGGAUUCACUCUCUGCAGGGGGUUUCCUAGUGGGACAGUGGCUGUCGACUGACAGCAGAGACACUCCAGGGGUAUGAAACCACAGUAAUAACUAUGAGAGA
This is a messenger RNA of Scleropages formosus (Asian bonytongue), 4043 nucleotides long. RefSeq names its product hippocalcin like 4 (gene hpcal4). Gene Ontology annotation, molecular function: calcium ion binding. The record is from RefSeq and is a predicted model, not a curated record. NCBI's taxonomy places the organism in Eukaryota, Metazoa, Chordata, Actinopteri, Osteoglossiformes, Osteoglossidae. Bases 141 to 716 code for a protein of 191 amino acids. The transcript has 4 exons.